AUGCUUAGAUUAGGGUUGACCCGCUCAUUUAGAGCAACUUCAGCAUCUUUGAAAACCGUUAGGGUUGGAAUUCCCUCUAACAUAGCCACCCGGUCACCUUUAAUAUACUCAUCAAUCAGAUUCAAUUCAUCGACAACAACUAGUGGGACUGAAAUCCAAGAUAAAUUGACUUCAUUUGAUGAUACCACCACUUCUGCUAUACUUGAAAAUGUUACAAAUUUACAUUCUGAUCAAUUGGGAUAUUUGCAAUCCAUCGGUCUAGCUCAAGGUUGGGGACCAACAAGUUUGAUUGAAAGAUUAUUAGAAGUUACUCAUGUUUAUACUGGGUUACCAUGGUGGGGUACUAUUGUUGUUGCUACCAUUGCUGUUAGACUUGUUUUGUUUCCAUUAUAUGUCAGAGCAUCAUCUAAUGCAACUAAGAUGUCUAAAAUAAAACCACAAAUUGACGAAUUAUUACAACAAAUUAAGACUGGUGAUACAGUUGACCAAAUGAGAGCUAUGGAAAAAAGAAGACUUAUUAUGAAAGAAAAUGGUGUUUCCACAUUAGCCACUUUAUUUCCUGCCGUCCAAUUACCAUUGGCAUAUGGGUUUUUCCAAGCUUUGAGAAAAAUGGCUAAUCAUAAUGUUGAAGGGUUUUCUGAUCAAGGGUAUGCUUGGUUUCAAAAUUUGAUUGAAGUUGAUCCAUAUUUGGGAUUACAAGCUAUUUCUGCUGCUGCCAUCAUUGCUGUUGUUAGAGUGGGUGGUGAAACUGGUCAACAUGCCAUGGCAGCAGGUAUGAAAAAAGUCAUGACUGUUGUUCCAAUUGCUUCUAUUUUCAUUACUAAAGGGUUUGCAUCUGCUAUUAUUUUGUAUUUUGCUGUUAACUCGAUAUUUUCCCUUAUCCAAAGUAGUUUGUUCAAAAGUAGUUGGUUUAGGAAAAUUGCUGGUAUGCCUCCUAAAUUGAGUCUUGCAGAAAUGCAAGCCAAUAAUCCUAAAGCAAACCAAUCUAUUAAAGAUAUGGUGAGCAAAUUUGUUGACGAUAGUAAAGAAAAAUCUAUUAAACAAGCUAGAGAAACUAAUAAAAAAUUGGAAGCUACUCAAAGAAGAAAAGAUAGCGUGAAUCAAGGGUUCAUCAAAAGACAUUAA
Molecule: messenger RNA, 1125 nt
Organism: Candida albicans SC5314
Lineage: Eukaryota; Fungi; Ascomycota; Pichiomycetes; Serinales; Debaryomycetaceae
Product: membrane insertase
Exons: 1
Coding region: 1-1125 (374 amino acids)
Biological process (GO): mitochondrial respiratory chain complex IV assembly; protein insertion into mitochondrial inner membrane from matrix
Cellular component (GO): mitochondrial inner membrane
Molecular function (GO): membrane insertase activity
Source: RefSeq, a predicted model, not a curated record